Molecule: messenger RNA, 7486 nt
Organism: Carassius gibelio (silver crucian carp)
Lineage: Eukaryota; Metazoa; Chordata; Actinopteri; Cypriniformes; Cyprinidae
Product: methyl-CpG-binding domain protein 5
Exons: 10
Coding region: 763-4599 (1278 amino acids)
Cellular component (GO): nucleus; chromocenter
Molecular function (GO): DNA binding; chromatin binding
Source: RefSeq, a predicted model, not a curated record
CGCAUGCGCACAGCGGAGCUCCAUCUUUCCAUCUCGAGCGCAGAAGAGCAGCGGAUGUGUUGAUGCUUUUGGCCGUUUUGUUUUGAUUUUUAAACGUCCGGAGUCGCUGCGAAACAAACCCGAGCGGACGCGCCCUCCGUUAUUGUCCUCCCGGGAGCUUGCAGCCGACAGAAAUGCGGCUUGUGGCGGGUGUUAUGAGGUAGAUUGAGCCGCUGCUGCUGCGCUUCGGCCGCGGAGACACAUUUGAGUGUAAAUCCGCUGCAGGAGAGUUUCCGGCCCGCGCGAGCAGGAACCAUGAAUUUGCGAGAGCUGCAGCUAAACGGUCCAUGAUGAGCAGCAUGUCUGAAGAUCGUGAGGUGCGCUGUCUGCUGUAGAGACGCCACGCCUGACCCCUGACCCGACCCUGACCCGACCCUGACCUGCGGGUCCCACUGCCUGCUGGGAGCUGCAACUGUUUUCAAGUGUUUAGUCAUUUGAGGAGCUUUUAUGUCCAGAUCAGGAGCACUUUCAGACUCUUUUCUCAUGGCUUUGAUUGCUCAGACACUAGCAGCGGAGUUCCUGUCUGCAUCGAGUGACAAAGUAAUGAGGCUCUUUCUCUGGGCAGCGCUGUGAGCGUCUCGCUGCGGUCCGGCCGCAGAUCCACCUCGCGUUCAGGAACAUUGUGCUCCGUCUUCCCUCUUCUGAGCGUCAGAAUGAGACUUUGUGUCGGGAUAGAGAGCAGUGUGUGAUCCCUCACGAGCAGCUUUGCACUGAUCCAGAAAGAUGAAUGGAGGACAGGAGAGGGCGGGUGUAGAGGGCAGAGGUCAGCUGGUCCAGGUGCCCAUCGGCUGGCAGCGCAGGGUGGAGGCCUCGGGGGUGCUGUAUAUCAGUCCGAGUGGAUCAGUGCUGUCCUGCCUGGAGCAGGUGAAGUCGUAUCUGCUGACCGAUGGAACCUGUAAAUGUGGUCUGGAGUGUCCACUCAUCCUCCACAAGGUGUUCAGUUUUGACCGUGGUGCGGUGGUGAAGCAGAGGACUGCGGAGGAUGUGAAGGCCGAUGAGGAUGUGACCAAGCUCUGCAUCCACAAGAGGAAGCUGAUCGCGGUGGCCACGCUACACAAGAGCAUGGAGCUGUCUCCUCCGUCUCUGACGCUCACCAGCCCCGGCGGAGGCACCAGUGUGACCUCCGUGACCUCCGUGACCCCUGCCGCACAGCCGCGAGCAAUAAGGAAUAAAACCCACGAGGGUCAGCCAGAAUGUAAGAACCCGUUCAAGGCGAUGAUGGCGGCGGGGCAGCGGCGCUUCUCUCCGGAUCCGUGUGGCAUGCAGAAGCAGGAGGUUUUCCCUGUGUAUUCCCGGCAGAGACUGGCCAGCGGUGACCGUAGCGGGCAUGUGGCCCUGCUGAGCCCUCCCUCGCAAGCCUUCGGGGACGGAUCUCUGUCCCCACGAACAGAUGCUCUCGGCAGUCCUGAAGGGUUUGUGCGCAACACCCCCUGCGGCUUCCAGGGGACCGGCAGUCCUGGGGCCAUGCACAGCAGCAGCCGCAUCCCUCUGUCUUCUCCUGGAGCCAUGAUCCACGGCUCUCCCGCCUCCCAGUCGUCCUGUGUCAUGGCUGGAAGGAUUAACAUGCCUCUGUCCCCCCCAGUCUCCAACAAGAGCCCGAUCAUGAAGAAGCCCCUGUGCAACUACCCGGCCAGCAUGGACUCGAGCAGGACUGUGUUUCAUCACAAGGCCCCGUCUGCUCCCGGCCCCCCGCUGCCCCCUCCCUGUGCCCUGCAGAACAAACCGCUGUGCUCCGAGAAGGACCCUCUUGGCAUCCUGGAUCCAAUCCCCAGUAAACCCAACCCCUCCACUUUCCACCCUAAUGCCCACUCUCAGGUACCAAUGAUGAAUGUAAACAUCCCCCCCGCCAUCGUCCCGCUCCCGAGCAAUCUGCCUCUGCCCACAGUGAAGCCGGGGCCGGUGGGUCACAUGCAGAGGACUCCACACACCGCCUCCAUCUCCCCGUCGCCCGUCACCUCGCCCGUGCACAUGUCUGGGCCGGCCUUGGGCCGCAUGGAGGCAUCUCCGCAGCGCUCCCGUUCCUCCUCCACCUCCUCGGAGCAGGGCAGCUUCGCCGUUCCCCCCUGCAGCAGUAUGAAGAUCCCGCCGCGCUCGCCCAGGUCCUCCAUGAGCUCGCCCCGACCCGCUUUACCUUCCAGCCCAUCUGGCAAGCCGGACAGUCUUCACCAGUACAAAGAAAUACCCAGCCAGCUGCUGGCCGGGAUGAGCGGUCAGCACAACCCCAUGUAUCCACCCGCCCCGCAGAAAGAGCACCCGGGCCUUUUGGGAAUGCCACUGAACCAGAUCCUUAACCAACACAAUGCUGCCUCUUUCCCUGCCAGCAGUCUCCUCUCUGCGGCCGCCAAAGCACAGCUAGCAAAUCAAAACAAGCUCGGGGGAGGCGGCGGUGCUUGUGUGGGAGGUGUGGCGAGCGCGGCGGCGUCUGAUGCUAGCAGGGCUGUCGAAGGCCACAGUACUCUAAAUACCAUGUUACCACCCAACCCUUCCAUGAUCAUGCCCAGCGGCGAGGGCCAGAGCGGACGGGCGGCGCUUCGAGACAAGCUCAUGGCGCAGCAGCGUGACCCUCUCCGCAAGCGCAAGCUUCCUCCAAACGCUGCCAACCACGAGAACAGCUUCUUCAACAUGUCCAGCAUGAGGACGCCCUGUCCUUCCGCAGAGCAUAUGAGAAAAACCUCGCGACUGUCCUCCAACACGUCAAUGGCCCAGUUACUCCAGUCUCUGAGCAACCACAGCUCCCACAUGAGCCGAGGCAGAAACCCAGGUGUGUCCGGCGCACAGGUCCAGCAGCGGCUGCACGGUCAGACGGAGGUCAUGCUCGUCCCCGGAGCCGAGUCAGCGGCACACGCAGCCCAGGGCCAGUAUCCGGGCAUGAUGAACCAGAUGCAGGCCACAGCGAUGGGAAACUGUGGACCCGUGAACCAAAGUGGACCGGUACCUGUCAGAAACCAUGUGCUGGGACACGCCAGCGGUCACUUUCAGCAGCGAGUCCAGCCGAACGUCAGCUGUAUGCUGCCCAGUGGCACUGAUGCUGGCUGCUCACAGCCCCUGACCGAUCGAGGCGAGGCGGCGUCUCUGAGCUGCAGCAUGGCUAACACUCCUCAGAUGGGCAGCAUGAUGCCGGCCGCGGGGCACAUGUACCACCAUCAGCAGCAGCUGCGCCCGGCACUGCAGGGGGUCUCCGCUUAUCCGGGUCAGGGGCAUUCCUUCGCAACGGCUCCUUUUACAGACAGUAAUGUUCCCAACUCCAACAGCUUGCCUUGCCUAUACCAGGAUUAUCAGGGCUGCAUGUCUGACGGUGGCCAGCCUGCUAUGAGUUCUCAUUCUGGAGACGCAGGCCUGUACCGAGAGGCUCCACAGAAGCUGCAGGGUCAGGGGAACGUUUCUAUGGCGGGAGCGUCUGGAGGCCACAGUUCAGUGGAGUCUGUUGAUGCAAUCUACAGAGCGGUGGUGGACGCUGCCGGUAAAGGCAUGCAUGUGACCAUCACCACCGGCGUGAGCGGCAGUACGCAGGCGAGCCCCGUCCCCGCGCUCAGUGCCAUGAGUGCCUUCACCGCCUCCAUCGGCCAGCCGCUCAGCCUACCUCACGCCGUUAAUGCGGUCAUACACGCGCCGCGUGGCUCGGAGGGGACGGAGCUGCCGUCGCAGCCUCAGCGUGGCCGAAUGCAGCUGCCCAACCACACGCGCAGAAGCUCAGAGCAUGGCAAGAACACGCCUGAUGGUGCAGACACACACGAGUAUUUCCGCUCACCUAGCGCCACCACACCCCGCCCGCAGUGGGACGAGCCCAACCACGCUCACUGGAGAGGUGAGGAGUUUCUGGAGUGCUCCACCCAGGUGCACAGCAGUCCAUGCAGCAGCAGAAGAGAGAGGAAGACCGGAGUCAUGGAGUGUCUGCAGGAGACCCGCGAGCCCUCCGACGCUCGGACAGAUGACAGCGCUAGCCUGCGGUUUAACCACCGUGUGAGAGAUCGACUGGAGCCGAUGGAGCGCUGUGCUCCUCUCAAUGGAGCGCUGCAUCGCGGAGGAUACGGAGAGCCACUGACCGGAGACGACCAGUCACCCGGCUCCUCCACCAGCUUGGAAGGGCCACUGCUCAAAGACUACACUCACUUCAACGGGCACUUUAACGGACACUGUGUGCCCAGCCCCUCGGACACCAAGAGUCUCAGCAGCGAGGAGGAGCUGCGGCACCCCGACUCUCCUUCGGCCGAGCUGCUACACUACAGGCCCAGGGCCUUCAAUGUGGGCGAGCUGGUCUGGCCGAUCAAAGGCUUCCCGCCCUGGCCGAACAAACUGAUGGGAGAAGAGCAUGGGCGCAAUGCCAACAUGCAGCUGUCAGAACAGGCCAAGGUGGAACCAGAGAAGCUGAAAACACUAACACAAGACCUUCAGGUGCUGGACAGAACCAGCAAAAAAAACAGGAAGGCGGGAAAACUGAAUCAUCAUCUAGAAGCUGCGAUUCAUGAGGCCAUGAGUGAGUUGGACAAGAUGUCUGGAACUGUUCACCAGGAUCAUCAAGUCAAACUGCCCAAACCCAAGAGGAGGAAGAUCUCCAGAUAACAGCAGCAUCAGGCAUCAAUGUCUCUCUCUCUUUGAUCGUGGUGCUACACUCUAGCAGAAGGCUCAUUGUGGCUCCGCCCUCAUCCAAUGACUGACAGGUGCUGGAUCAGCCAAUUAGUAAAGGCAGCAAAAACAACUUGCUGAAGAACUAUUUUUUUCUAGCGUACAAGGAAAAAUAUAAAAAUGCAAAAAAAAAAAAGUAAAAAUAAUUACUGCAUUUAAGAACACAGACAGUCCAAAUAUUUCUGAUAUGUUUUCAAUGUGUAUAUAUACAAUACAGAAAUGUCAUGGUAAAAACAUGGGAAGAAGUGUAAAUACUGUAGGAUAAUGACAUGUACAAGCCAACUCAAUGCACACUUUAUCUUCAGCUGUACAAAACACAAAACAGAAAUGUCUCAUCGGUCCAUAAGGCCCAGCGACAUUACAAUGAAUAAGAGUCAAUCUGAGACUCUUCUGAGCUUCAGUUUGAGUUGUAUUUUGAGUGUGUGUGUGUGUGUGUGUGUGUGUGUGUGUGUGUGUGUGUGUGUGUGUGUGUGUGUGUGUGUGUGUGUGUGUGUGUGUGUGUGUGUCUGUCUGUCUGUCUGUCUGUCUGUCUGUCUGUCUGUCUCGGAGUGGACUUCACCAGCUAAAUGAGGUAGAUGGGUGUGACUCGAGCUUGUGGGCUUCUAUAUAUAUAUAUAUAUAUAUAUAUAUAUAUAUAUAUAUAUAUAUAUAUAUAUAUAUAUAUAUAUAUAUAUAUAUAUAUAUAUAUAUAGAGAGAGAGAGAGAGAGAGAGAGAGAGAGAGAGAGAGAGAGAGAGAGAGAGAGAGAGAGAGAGAGAGAGAGAGAGAGAGAGAGAGAGAGAGAGAGAGAGAGAGAGAGAGAGAGAGAGAGAGAGAGAGAGAGAGAGAGAGAGAGAGAGAGAGAGAGAGAGAGAGAGAGAGAGAGAGAGAGAGAGAGAGAGUGAGUGAGUGAGUGAGUGAGAGAGUGAGAGUGAGUGAGUGAGUGAGUGAGUUUAGGUCUUCCAGCACUAAACACUAAUACACGAAUAUGUUUAUAAUUGUCCCGUGACAUUUUGCUGCGUUUCUUUUAUUUUUUGUUGACUUUAUAUGGUUGUGUUGGUCUUUCCUUUGUGGAUUUGUUGUAUUUGAGUUAGACAGCACUGGUUAGUGAGGCUGCAUUGGAGUCGUUCAUACUGUAAUGGCCAACAAAAAGGAAAACUAGGGGCCUUAUAAUGGGUGUUAUAAAUGAUGUAUGGACUCCCUGUUUAUUUGACAUGUUCAGUAAACUUGGCAAUAAUACGGCCCUGUGCAGAUACUCACUAAAGCCUUAUACUUAUGUUCUCUCACACACACACACACAUUUCAGUAUUAUUCAGUUAACACAGUGUUCCUUUGCCUUCAUAAUACACUUAGUAUUUUCUCUGUUAAAGUUUCAUUCAUCAAGAAAUCAACAGUACUUUUGGAAAAAUAUAAUUUCCUUGUCCACAUAAUGAUGAAAGCCUCCAGUCUUAUCGGUAAUGUACUAAAGUUAGAUUUACUCUACAUGAAGACGGUCAGGAUCACUUUAUCUCAGUAAUGUGGCAUGGAAAAAUGCUGUCAGUCUUUGGUGCUGCAUCAUCCUUACGUCAGGGGUCGGAAUCAGGCCGAGAACAGGAACACAUAAACUGAGACGUCACUGAGUGUAUCUCAACGUGACCCAAUCUUGGUGUAGUAAUGUGGUGGUGUGUUUGAUUCUGCAUUAUGGAAAGACACAGAUGAACUGUAGGUUUGUUGAAUCUCAUACAGACUCCGGGAAAGUCCUGCUACCAUUAAGACUCAUGUUCUAAAAGGAGUUCAUGGGAAACGCCACUUAGGUGAGAGGAGUUUGUUUUUGUCUUGGUGUCUGUUCUACUUUCGUGAAUAUACCAUCAGAAGGGUUAGAACAUGGCUUUAUCACCGAGUGGUUUAGGGGUCGUAGACUGGGAGUUGGAACAGGUCAGAGGUCAGGAUUGAGCUCAGAAUCAGUGGAGUAAACAGUGUCUUAUGGAUAUCUGCCAGUAACACUAACUUAAUAUGAACAGCUGAUUGAAUUAUUUUUGUCUGUAAACUCUAGAAGUAUGUGUUGGAUUCGCAGCACAUUGCUGUGUGAAACACACACUCAUCAGUUUGCAUCCGUUUGAAACUCUAAAACAGGGCAGAUUAAAUACCAGAUAUUGGCAGUUUUUUCUCCUUGUUGAUCUUUACAGAAAUCUCACUACAUAAUUAAGUGCAAUAUUUCCAUUCAGUGGAACUGAGAACUAUAUCGGCACAAAUAUCAUUGUAAUGGUGUUUCAGAGGAGAAAUGGUUCAAGCCUGAACAGAUUCGAUCGACUCGUGUCUCUGCUGGUGAAGUCGACUCUGUUGUCAGUGCAGUGCUGCGCUCUGUGUUCAAACUCUUACUGUUCAAGGUCAAAAACAUUUUGUGUUCAUGUGGUCAGUGUUGCCCAAAACAUUUUCCAUUUAAAUUCUUGAGUCCUUUUCUUUCAUUUCCUCUCUCUCUCUUUGUGUGUGUGUGUGUGGACAUUUUUAUUUUAUUCUCUUUGCUUGCUAUUUUAUGAUUGGUAUCUGACUGGUAUUACAAACCAUUCUGAUGUCAAUAUUUUUUUUCAAUACAUAUCUGAGUAUAUAUUUUCUCACCAGUAUGUACUUUACAGCAGUCGACUUUGUAAAGUAUGUUGUGCACUUGAUUAUGUUUGUUUCUGAUAGCUUUGAUGUGGCUGUUAGGGUUAGUUUGUUAAAGUCCAUAAUUUCUUAUUGUUUAAUUAGAUUUUUUUUUAAAGAUGUCCUAAACAGCAGUUUUGUAAAUAUUGUGAACAUUACAGGUCAUGCUGUGAUGUGACAUUGAAAUGAUGUUGCACCAAUGUUUCAAUUAAAACCUGGUCACUAAA